GAUUUAGAAGGAGAUUUUGAUUUUUGAAUGAGAUUAUUUUCUUUCCUAUUUUAAAUGGUUUUGUUCUGUCUUCUUCCUCUAAACUCGACUAUUGUCUGUAUUGUUACCAUCUCUGUUACUCAGAUUCUUCUGUCAUCUGUUGUUGUUUUCUUCUUCUGGUUCAUUUUCUUCCUUUUAAUAAGGGAUUCGACCGUUUGAUGGGAAGUGAAAAGAGCUAUUUUCUAUGGGUUACUGUUGCUUACAGAGUAGAUGGCAAGUUCCCUAUUUUAUGAUCGAAAGAGAUAAAGAUCAAAGAGGGUUGAAGAUCAAGCUACUGGGUUGCUUCUCAAAGGAAAAAACAAACAGUUCUUGAGUCCCUAAAGCAAAACGGUGAAGGUGUCAUUCUCUUUGGAUGCUGAGGAAGAAAAGCCAUUCAAGGUACUGUAAUCUCUAGGUUGAUACCCAGAGAGAAAUCAUGGUGGAAGAGGGAGGGGAAGAGGUGUUGGUCGACACCCGUCCAGCAGAAGUGUGGCUAUCGUGUGCUCAAGAACUUGUACCGACGGUGCUUCAGAAAGCAAGAGAAGUCAAGGGGUUCCCUGGUCGAUGGAAGAUGAUAAUUUCCAAACUGGAACAGAUCCCUUCUCAUUUAUCGGACUUGUCAAGUCAUCCUUGCUUCUCAAAGAAUGUUCUCUGCAAAGAGCAAUUACAGGUUGUGUGCAAGACACUGGGUGAGGCAAUAGAAUUGGCAAAGCUGUGUGUAGAAGAGAAGUAUAGGGGAAAGCUUCGGAUGCAAAGUGAUCUUGAUGCUUUGUCUGCCAAGUUGGAUUUAAAUUUACGGGAUUGUGGGCUGCUGAUCAAGACUGGAGUGCUUGGGGAGGCCACCUUGCCUUUGGCUGUGGCUCGUUCAUCCGCAGAGCCAGAGGCUACCACGAAUUUGAAUAUGCGAGAAUUGCUAGCCCGUCUUCAAAUUGGCCACUUGGAGGCAAAGCACCGGGCACUGGACAGCCUUGUUGAAGUCAUGAAAGAAGAUGAGAAGACUGUGUUGUCUGUACUGGGACAGAGCAAUAUCUCAGCUUUAGUCCAAUUACUUACUGCAACAUCACCUAGAAUUCGGGAGAAAACGGUCACAGUCAUCUGCUCACUUGCAGAGUCAGGCAGUUGUGAAAGUCUGCUUGUUUCUGAAGGCGUGCUUCCACCAUUGAUCAGGUUGGUUGAAUCUGGGAGUGCAGUGGGAAAGGAGAAAGCCACAAUUUCCCUCCAGAGGUUAUCAAUGUCUGCAGAAACAGCUCGUUCAAUUGUUGGGCAUGGUGGAGUCCGUCCUUUAAUUGAGAUCUGUCGUACAGGGGAGUCUGUUUCACAGUCUGCAGCUGCUGGUACCUUGAAGAAUUUGUCAGCUGUGCCGGAGGUGAGACAGAUUCUAGCUGAAGAGGGGAUUUUCAAGGUCAUGAUUAAUCUCCUUGAUUGUGGGAUAGUGUUGGGUUCUAAAGAGUAUGCUGCUGAGUGCUUGCAGAAUCUCACUGCCAGCAAUGACAAUCUGAAAAGGUCUGUUAUCUCAGAAGGUGGAGUCCGGAGUUUGUUGGUUUACCUUGAUGGUCCAUUGCCCCAAGAAUCUGCAAUAGGUGCAUUGCGGAAUCUAGUGGGUUCAGUUUCCAUGGAUGUUCUUCUUUCACUCAGUUUUCUUCCUAGAUUGGUACAUGUGCUUAAAGCUGGAUCCAUCGGUGCACAGCAAGCGGCUGCAUCUGCAAUUUGCAGGGUUUGCAGCUCAACAGAGAUGAAGAGAUUAGUUGGCGAAGCUGGGUGUAUUCCUCUACUCAUCAAACUGCUUGAGGCUAAAACAAACAGUGCAAGAGAGGUUGCUGCCCAAGCAAUUUCAACAUUAGUUACAGUUUUGCAGAACUGCAGAGAAGUCAAACGGGAUGCGAAGAGUGUUCCAAAUCUGGUCCAGUUGCUUGAUCCAAGUCCUCAGAACACAGCUAAGAAGUAUGCUGUUUCCUGUCUCGGGUCUCUCUCCUCGAGCAAGAAAUGCAAGAAAUUGAUGAUCUCUUACGGAGCUAUUGGGUAUCUUAAGAAGCUGUCUGAGAUGGACAUUCCGGGAGCCAAGAAGCUGCUUGAGCGGCUUGAAAAAGGAAAAUUGAGAAGUUUGUUCAGCAGGAAAUAACAGGGUUGGCACUAAGUGUCCUCUGUGUAAUGUAUCUUGAUAUCACUACAACUGUUUAUGUGUAACUUUAAUGUUUCAUUGUCUUUAUGAAGCAAAGUAGUUGGGGAGAUAUGAACUGGAAUGCUUAUACGUUUUGAUCUUCUCUUGGAAUAUGUGAAAUAUAUACAUUCCAGUUAUUAUAUAAUGGCUAAACUCUCUUCUUCACAAAUACAGGAUUAUAGAUUGUCUUUCCAUUUUG
Messenger RNA from Telopea speciosissima, 2375 nucleotides. Its product is annotated as ARMADILLO BTB ARABIDOPSIS PROTEIN 1. Bases 455 to 2137 code for a protein of 560 amino acids. Gene Ontology annotation, molecular function: protein binding. NCBI's taxonomy places the organism in Eukaryota, Viridiplantae, Streptophyta, Magnoliopsida, Proteales, Proteaceae. The record is from RefSeq and is a predicted model, not a curated record. The transcript is spliced from 3 exons.